ACGAGAAAAAUGCCUCGGAAUUCUACUGCCUCCAGGGCUGCUCCAACAAAUGCAAACAUAACUCCUACCACCAGUACCACAAAUAAUUCUUCGCGAAGUAGGCCGGCACGUGAGGACCAAGAACUACAUGAUCCGCAAAGCGCGACGAAAAUUCUGCGCCUGCUCGAGGAGGAUCAUGACCCCACGGCAGAUGCGAUUCCCACCUUAUCCCACGAAAAAAGUGUUUCACUGUAAGGAUUUUGCAAGUUUUGCAUCACAAGUUUGCUCUGCAUGACAGCGAAAAUUUGCAAUGCGCGACUUCCAAGGGAAAACACCGCUAAAAAGCCACUGUCUUGCAUGUCUAGCAAAACAAACAGAAACACUUCUGAGAUACAUUUUCUGCAUUACAAGCUUACAGUGAAACAGGUUUUUCUUGCGAUACGCCUACCACGACCAGAACGGCCUACUGUCGCCGACCAGCGGCGGGGUAGUAGUUUCAUCGCUGCACAGAACAAAUUUGGAUUUUCUAGAGGAGGAGGAGGAAGAUGAAGCAGAACAACACCUACAACACCUACACCUACUUCCAAGGAGCAGCAAUAAAGCCACGACAACUCGACAUCUUCGGGGUGGAGUAGAUGGCGUGCAAAAUGGUCAAAUGGGACGCGGGCGAGGAGAUACAGGCUGUAGUACUGAGACGGGCGGGACGAGUUUUUAUCAAG
Messenger RNA from Amoebophrya sp. A120, 698 nucleotides. The record is from the annotation of a GenBank genome assembly. NCBI's taxonomy places the organism in Eukaryota, Dinophyceae, Syndiniales, Amoebophryaceae.